This is a messenger RNA of Emys orbicularis (European pond turtle), 1407 nucleotides long. It is a transcript of the gene RGS11, whose product is annotated as regulator of G protein signaling 11. Gene Ontology annotation, molecular function: GTPase activator activity. Bases 1 to 1407 code for a protein of 468 amino acids. Gene Ontology annotation, biological process: G protein-coupled receptor signaling pathway; intracellular signal transduction; positive regulation of GTPase activity. Gene Ontology annotation, cellular component: cytoplasm; neuron projection; plasma membrane. NCBI's taxonomy places the organism in Eukaryota, Metazoa, Chordata, Testudines, Emydidae. The transcript is spliced from 17 exons. The record is from RefSeq and is a predicted model, not a curated record.
AUGGGAGCUGGAUUGCUGCUGAAAACACAAAUCCUGCGUGGGGCUUGGCCGAAGAUGGAGCGUGUGAUCGUAAGCAUGCAGGAUCCCGAUAUGGGCAUCAAGAUGAGAAACCAGCGCCUGCUGAUAACGGUGAUCCCACACGCCAUGACCGGUAACGACAUCGUGGAGUGGCUCAUCCAGAAGUACGCCAUCUCUGAGGAGGAGUCCCUGCACCUCGGCAACCUCCUUGUGAAGCACGGCUACAUCUACCCCCUGAAGGACCCCCGCAGCCUGGUGCUCCGGGCCGAUGACUCCCCCUACAGGUUCCAGACUCCUUAUUUCUGGACAAGCUCCAAGUGGCCAGCCACAGAGCUGGAUUACGCAAUCUACCUGGCAAAGAAGAACAUCUGCAAGCAGGGCGACCUGAUAGACCACGAGAAGGAUAACUACAACCUGCUGCACAAGAGGAUCAACCAUACCUGGGAUUUUGUGGUGAUGCAGGCGCGGGAGCAGCUCCGGGCAGCCAAGCAGCGACGGAAAGGGGAUCGUAUCGUCAUAGACUGCCAGGAGCAGGCCUACUGGCUGGUCAACAGGCCCCCGCCAGGAGCCCUAAACGUGAUGGAGCAUGGGCCAGAGCGGAGGAAUUGCCACAUCAGCCGGGUGCAGCUGCCCGAGAACACGGAUUACUACAAGCGGGAGAUCGAGUGCUGCCGAAAGGCCAUGGGCAGGACCCGCGUGAAGUCCUCCAUUUGCCUGGAGGGGUACAUCAAAUUCAACGAGCAGUACGUGCCCCACGAUCCCAUCAUGUCCGGCUGCCUGCCCAGUAACCCCUGGAUCACGGACGACACCACGUACUGGGCCAUGAACGCCCCCACGGUGACGACACCAACCAAGCUGCGCGUGGAACGCUGGGGCUUCAGCUUCAGCGAGCUGCUGGGCGACACGCUGGGCCGCAGGCAGCUGUUGGAGUUCCUCAAGAAGGAGUUCAGCGCUGAGAACUUGAGCUUCUGGGAGGUGUGUGAGGAGCUGCGCUACGGGGAGCAGGCCCGCAUCGCCGACAUCGUGGACUCCAUCUAUCAGCAGUUCCUGGCCCCCGGCGCUACCCGCUGGGUGAACAUCGACAGCAAGACCAUGGAGAGGACCCUGGAGGGCAUCAAGACGCCGCAUCGCUACGUGAUGGACGAUGCCCAGAUGCACAUCUACAUGCUGAUGAAGAAGGACUCGUACCCGCGCUUCCUCAAGUCGGAGCUAUACCGCAGCCUGCUGGCAGAGGCCGUCGUGCCCCCGGAGACCAAGAAACGGGUUUUCCCAUUCAUGAGGAAGCAGCGUCACUCCAGCCCGAGCCCGGCACUGCUGCUGCCCACGGGGGAGCCCGAGGCGAAAGCCGAGGAUCAGAGCAAGGCGGUCGCUGUCCCCAUGGAGAGCUAG